CAAAAACUCAAAAAAAAAAAUACACACAAAAAAAAAAAUCCUUGGGAAAUUUCCGGUUCCUUUCUUUUGCCUCUAACUUACCGACGUCACACUACCUCCUUUCUCUCCUCCCUACAUAUACCCCUUCAAUCUCCAUUCUGCCUUCUAAAAUCUUCCAUAAAAUGAAAAUCAGUUAAGCACCACAAAAUGAAAAAAUUCAACUCAACCGCACCAUAAAGAAAAUAAAAAAUCAAACGGUUAAGCUUUCUCAUUCUUUUGAAACAAGUAAUGCAAACAUUUUUCUCAACCAAAAAUAAAAAGCCAUGAAUUUAAGGAAGAAAUUAAGAGUUUCUCCAGAUUUCGAAGAGAAAUCAGAACCAUUCGAGAAACUACCAGUUUCUCCAGAUUUCGAAGAGAAAUCAGAACCAUUCGAGAAACUACUAGAUGAUCUCGUUAUUUGCAUUCUGUCCAAACUUUGUUCUUCCUCUUCUUCCCCUUCUCACUUCAUCAGCGCUCUCUUAGUAUGCAAAAGAUUCAAUCAACUGGGUAUGAAUAAAUUGGUGCUAUCAAAUGCUUGCUCAAAAGUGUUUGAUAUUCGAGCUAGAAACUGGUCUGAAUCUGCUCACCGAUUUCUCAAGCUCUGCGUUCAUGGCGGUUCCAUUGAGGCCUGCUAUUUUCUCGGAAUGGUAAGAUUUUACUGUAUGAGAGACAGAGGAGGCGGCGCGUCGUUGAUGGCGAAGGCGGCGAUUAAAUCUCACGCGCAAGCUUUGUACUCGUUAGCAGUGAUACAGUUUAACGGGAGCGGGGGAGCGAAAAGCGAUCGAGACAUACGCGCUGGUAUUGCGUUAAGUGCACGCGCCGCUAACUUCUGUCACGUGGGUGCUCUCCGUGAUCUUGCACACUGUCUGAAAAACGGUUACGGUAUUAAGCAAAAUAAAGAUAAAGGUCGUAGGUUACUUUUCCGUGCUAGCGUUCGUGAGCUAUCAAGUGUGUUACGCCGAGUGGGGUCGCAUGGGAAAAUCCAAAAAAGACAUACAACGGGUGGGUUUGGAUUAGGAUUCGGGUCGGAUUUUUUGUCUCUUUUGGAGCCAAAUCCGGACCCUGCGAGCCGGUUUUUAGUGGAGUGGUUCAAGUUGAAUGAAGGGGAAUUGGGUCCGGGUUUGAAGCUAUGCUCAUAUUCGGGGUGUGGGAGACCCGAGACUCGACCUUACGAGUUCCGAAGGUGUUCGGUUUGUGGGGUCGUGAAUUACUGCUCGAGGGGUUGCCAAACCCUGGAUUGGAAAGCCGGACAUAAGGUUGAAUGCUCCCCUGUGGGUGCGGAUCAGUGGGGUGAUAUGGACCCUAAUUUGGAUGGCCCUGACAUUGAUCACAAUGAAGUUGGUUAAGGACUUAUGGGAAACUUCCGGUAGUGAGUAGUGACAUGAAAGAUGGGUGAUUGGUAUGGUAGGGCUUAGGAAGUUCACAUUUUUGGACAUGUAUAUUCAAAUUUUGAAAUAGACGAGAGGUAAAGAGGUUUAAUAUUUUGUUACCCAAAAAAAGGAAAUCAAUAGAUUUAGCCAUUUAGGCCAUUUGGGUUUAACAGUUGUUCUAUUCUCGUACAUUCAUUGUCUCGUAUGGUUAAUUACGGAGCAUUUGACAAAAGUUUUUAUUUUUCACAAACAAACUAUUUGGCUCUAUUUUGACAAUUAGCGAUUAGUUGUUACUUCGUAGUUGGUUUGACUAGAUGUUAUUUUUUAUUACGUUUAUUAAACAAACAAAUGAUUUGGCCCUGUUUGACAAUUAGUAGUUAGUUAGUUUGACAAGGUGUUAGAUGUUAAUUGUAUCAUUUUUUUUGAAGGGAAGAGGCUAGUUGUUUGUAUUAGUUAGUUUAACUAUCAAGAAUUGAAAUUAAAAUCAGACUAUUACAAACAUUUA
Messenger RNA from Spinacia oleracea (spinach), 1893 nucleotides. RefSeq names its product F-box protein At1g67340. Gene Ontology annotation, molecular function: protein binding. NCBI's taxonomy places the organism in Eukaryota, Viridiplantae, Streptophyta, Magnoliopsida, Caryophyllales, Amaranthaceae. The record is from RefSeq and is a predicted model, not a curated record. The transcript is spliced from 3 exons. Bases 303 to 1364 code for a protein of 353 amino acids.